CACACCCACCCCCACACCCGCCCCCCCACCCACACCCACACCCACACCCAGGUACAGGUACUGGUGCAGUGGCAGGUGCUGUUGGGGGUAAGUUAUCUGUUAACUAUAGCUGUGGUGAUUUCCGGUUCUUUUCUUUUCUGAGUGCAUUGCUGACGCGUGGUCCACAGAAUAGAGGCUUCAUUAAAUUCGAGGGAGAAAGAGCUGAAAAUAAGAGGUGCACGACCUAGAAUUUGUGUCGGUUGUUUCAGGUGCAGCCACCGGCGCGGCUUCUGCUGGCGCAAUGACGUCUAUUGCGGCUUGUGUUCUUACAGGCCCCGUUGGUUGGGUUAUUCUUGGUGCAGAAGAAGAACAAUCGCCUGGCGUUUACACAUGUGAUUGUUGGAAACCGGUUUUACAUGAUGAUUCACCUGAACCAUCAAAUGAAAAAUUGUUGAGAGACGUCGUCUUGGAUCCACGUGUCAAACAAGUGACAACAAGCAACAACAAUGGCGAUCUUCCGAAUUUGAUUUUAAAAAAUGUAUGGGGUGAACAAUUUCGUGUUGAGUAUGUUUGUUUGGGUUCUAGUAAUCAAUUAGCUGCUCAUGCUAUUAAAAUAGUGAACAUAAAGCGUAUCUUGUUCGUCUGUUUUGAAACGGUUGUUGUAACUGGAGCUAUCGUUGCCAUCCCAGCAGCCAAUGGAGUGCUUGCAACAGGUGCUGCCGCUGGCGCGAUUAGUGGUGCAGUACUUGGCGGUAAUAAUGCAGCAAUUACAACGGUACCAACUGUAACAACAGUGGCUGCAGCAUCGGCAGUGGGAGGAGCUGCUAGCGCAAUGAUGGGUUCGGUUGCCGCCACGAAAGUUGGUGCAGUAGGAACUGGUGUAGUUCAAGGGGCGGCAGUGGCUUCAAUCACUGGUUUUGGAACUGGUGCAGGAGUCGCAUCAGCCAUUUGUGGAGCUGCCAGCUUGGCACCUGGCAUGCUUACAAGUCCAGUUGGUUGGUGCGUUCUUGGUGCAACAGAAGCAGAAUCAUCAGGUGUUUACACGUUUGAUUGUUGGAAACAAAUUUUGCACGAUGACUCUUGUGAACCAUCAAACGGAAGAUUUUUGAGAGACGUCGUCAUCGAUCCACGUAUAAAGCAAGUCACAACAGCAACGAACAGUAACAAUGCGGAUCUACCGAAUUUGGUUUUAAAAAAUAUAUGGGAUGAACACUUCCGUAUUGAAUACGUUUAUUUGAAAUCGAUUAAUCUAUUGGCUGCCCAUGCUGUUAAAAUUUAA
This is a messenger RNA of Rotaria sp. Silwood2, 1258 nucleotides long. NCBI's taxonomy places the organism in Eukaryota, Metazoa, Rotifera, Eurotatoria, Philodinida, Philodinidae. The record is from the annotation of a GenBank genome assembly.